AUGGAAGCUGGAAGACAAAGGCGCACACGGGAGUACUGGUGGAUGAUCAUCUGUUUCUGUUUUAUUCUUUGCUUCGGGCAGCAGCUUUCAGCUCAAAUAAGAUACUCAAUUCCAGAGGAAGUAAAAGAGGGAUUUGUUGUAGGAAAUAUUGCAAAGGACCUGGGACUUGAUGUGAGCAGUUUGAUGGACAGACGGUUUCGUAUCGUUUCAGGAUCGGAUGAUUCGCAUUUCGUGGUAAAUCCGAACAAUGGUGUCCUGCGUGUUCAAAGAAAAAUCGACAGAGAGGAGCUGUGUGAUGGUAUCGGAGCAUGCUUGAUUAAUCUAAAAAUAGUGGUGGAAAAUCCACUUGAGAUUCAUUAUAUUGCUGUUGAAAUAACUGAUGUUAAUGAUCACUCGCCAACAUUCACAGAAAAAGAAAAGCGUUUAGAAAUCUCCGAAAACACUCUUGCAGGGACGCGUUUUCAGCUGCAAGCUGCGCGUGACCCUGAUAAUGGAGUGAAUUCUGUGCGCUUGUAUAAAUUAAGUCAAAACGAGCAUUUUGAGUUAGAAAUAAGAGACCGGGCAGAGGACAAACUGCCUUUUCUGGUUUUACAAAAGCCUCUUGAUCGGGAGAAUAAAGCUGAACAUUAUUUAAUAUUAACAGCAAUAGAUGGUGGCAGUCCGCAAAGAUCAGGAACGCUGAACAUAACAGUAAUUGUGCUUGACGUAAAUGACAACCGUCCUUUGUUUAGCCAUGAUGUGUAUUCUUCAACACUGCAUGAAAACGUGCAAGUUGGAACAUUAGUACUGAAAGUUAUGGCAAGCGAUUCUGAUUUCGGCCCUAAUGGUGAAGUGUCGUACUCAUUUGGGGGUGACAACAGCGACAACAUAUUUCACAUCUUUAGCUUGGAUCGAUUAACUGGGGAAAUACGAGUAACUGGAGAGGUUGACUUUGAAAAGAACAAUGUUUAUAAACUGGAUAUACAGGCAGUUGACAGUGGACAGCCGCCUUUAAACACAGAUUGUAGAGUAAUUAUAAAAAUACUUGACUUAAAUGAUAAUAAGCCUACUAUUGAAGUGACGUCACUAUCAAACGUCGUGUCUGAGGAUUCCAAGCCAGGUACUCUAAUCUCACUCAUUAGCGUUACUGAUAGAGACACUGGUAUUAACGGGAGAGUUGUGUGUUCUCUCUCAGAGCAUGUUCCAUUUGAAUUAAAACCAUCAGUUCAGGAAAACAUGUUCUCUUUAGUGACUAAAGGGAAACUGGAUCGUGAAACUUUAUCACAUUUUGAAAUUACAAUAACAGCUACAGACUUGGGUCAGCCUCCGCUGUCCUCUUAUAAGACUCUGAGCGUGCAGGUGUCAGAUGUCAAUGAUAACCCACCUGAAUUCAGUCUAAAUCCAGUCGAAUUAUAUAUGAUUGAAAACAAUGCUGCAGGAGCGCCCAUUCUCACGCUCAGUGCUUUUGAUAAAGAUCUAAAUGAAAAUGCUAUCAUUUCAUACCAGGUUAUUAAAGGGAAUGGGACACAAAGUGAUAUGACAUCUUUCCUAAAUGUCAAUUCUGAGACAGGCGUAGUUUACGCACUUAAAAGUUUUGACUUUGAAACAGUAAAAAACUUCCAGUUCCACGUGCUCGCCACAGACUCUGGAAGUCCAUCUCUGAGCAGUAACGUGACAGUGAACGUGUUUAUUCUGGAUCAGAACGACAACGUUCCAGUGAUCUUAUAUCCAGUCAGCGCUAACGGUUCUGCUGAGGGUGUGGAAGAGAUUCCCCGUAAUGUGAACGCAGGUCAUUUGGUGACUAAAGUCAGAGCCUAUGACGCAGAUAUAGGAUACAACGGCUGGUUAUUAUUCUCACUGCAGGAAGUUAGUGAGCACAGUCUCUUUGCUUUGGACCGCUAUACAGGACAGAUAAGGACCCUUCGCUCAUUCACAGAAACAGACGAGGCCCAGCAUAAACUGCUCAUACUGGUCAAAGACAAUGGGAACGUUUCCCUCUCAGCAACAGCGACUGUGAUUGUCAAAGUUGUGGAGCCCAAAGAGGCUUUUGCAGCUUCUGAUGAUAAAAAGGCAGUAAAAGACGAGGAGGAAAACAACGUCACAUUUUAUUUGAUCAUCACUUUGGGCUCGGUUUCAGUGCUUUUCGUCAUCAGCAUCAUCGUGUUGAUUGUAAUGCAGUGCUCCAAAUCUACAGACUAUUCGUCCAAGUAUUUACAGGACGCAAAUUAUGACGGGACUCUGUGUCACAGCAUCCAGUACAGAUCUGGAGACAAACGCUACAUGUUAGUUGGACCCAGAAUGAGUAUCGGCUCUACUAUAGCACCAGGCAGUAAUAGGAAUACUCUAGUCAUACCAGAUCGCAGGAGGAGGGAUUCUGGAGAGGUAAGAAUGGCUGAUUCAUUUCAAUUGCAUUCUUUGAUAUAUCAUUUGCAAUUUGAAAUCCUUCAACUAUCUAUAUUUGCAAUGGAAGUCGGAGGACAAUGGCCGUGCUGGCGGAUUACUCUUUCUUUGCUGUUGUGCUUCGGAAAUGUGGUAAGCGCACAGAUAAAAUACAUUGUACCCGAAGAGGUGAAGGAAGGAUCUGUUGUGGGGAAUAUCGCAAAGGAUUUAAGCCUUGAUAUCAGUACUUUGGCACACCGACGUUUUCGUAUUGUUUCUGGACCUGAUGAGCCGCUUUUUCAGGUAAACCAGAACAAUGGAGAGAUGCAUGUCAAUAAGAGAAUCGACAGAGAGAAGCUAUGUGAUGCAAACAUUGUUUGUUCGAUAAGUCUGAAAUGCGUCGUUGAAGAUCCUUUAGAAGUGCAUUACAUAGAGGUUGAAAUAACAGAUGUAAAUGACAACCCACCAAUUUUCCCGAGAUCUGAGCAGCAAUUUGAAAUAGCCGAGCAUACGCUUUUGGGAACCCGUUUCCAAGUACAAUCUGCCAGAGACCCUGACUUGGGAAUAAAUUCGGUCCGACAUUAUAAAUUAAGUCAGAAUGAGCUGUUUGAUAUUGACGUUCGGGAAAGACAUGAAACUAAAAUACCAUUUUUAGUCUUAAAAAAAGCGUUGGACAGAGAACGACAAAGCAAACAUAUACUCACUCUGACAGCCACGGAUGGUGGAAGUCCGCCGAAAUCAGGGACUCUGAAAAUCUCUGUCAUUGUUUUGGAUAUAAAUGAUAAUCGCCCUAUCUUCGGUCGAGACUCAUAUUCUGCAACAGUUUUGGAAAAUGCACCUCUCGGCACUGUUGUAAUUACUAUAAACGCAACUGAUUUAGAUGAUGGGAUGAAUGGCGAAAUCGAGUACUCCUUAGGCGAAAAUUUGGAUGGAAAAAUGCACGACUUAUUUACGCUUAACAAGAAGACAGGUGAAUUACAAGUUAAAGGGAAAAUAGACUUUGAGGAAGCGGGUGUGUUUAAACUAGACGUGCAGGCAUCAGAUAAAGGCCAGCCUCCUCUUAUAGCUGAAGCCGAACUCAACAUUAAAGUCACAGAUAUUAAUGAUAACGCUCCUGAAAUUGAGAUAACAUCCCUUUCUAGUGUUAUAUCGGAAAAUGCAAAUCCUGGAACCGCUAUAGCUUUAAUCAGCGUUUCAGACAAGGACUCUGGUGUUAAUGGGAAAAUAAUUUGUACAUUAACUGAAAACAUGCCAUUUGAGCUGAAACCAUCCUUUAAGGAGAACAUGUAUUCACUAGUGACAAAAGGUAGUUUAGAUAGAGAAGCAACGUCACUGUAUGAAAUCACUGUAACAGCCCUUGAUUUAGGAAAGCCACCUUUGUCUUCUUGUAAAGUAUUAAAUAUACAGGUCUCUGAUGUAAAUGAUAACCCGCCAGAGUUUACCCAAAAUUCAUUUGAGCUUUAUUUGUCUGAAAACAAUGUCCUUGGUGCUUCUAUAUUUUCUGUUUCUGCCUUUGAUAAAGACUUAAAUGAAAAUGCUGCGAUUGCUUAUAAUCUGCAUCAAGGUGAUCUGACAUUCCUGAAUAUUAAUUCAGAAACGGGAGUUAUAUAUGCACUGAAAAGUUUUGAUUAUGAAACCACCAAGACAUUUCACUUCCAAGUUUUUGCUGCAGACUCUGGAAGUCCAUCUCUGAGCAGUAACGUGACAGUGAACGUGUUUAUUCUGGAUCAGAACGACAACGUUCCAGUGAUCUUAUAUCCAGUCAGCGCUAACGGUUCUGCUGAGGGUGUGGAAGAGAUUCCCCGUAAUGUGAACGCAGGUCAUUUGGUGACUAAAGUCAGAGCCUAUGACGCAGAUAUAGGAUACAACGGCUGGUUAUUAUUCUCACUGCAGGAAGUUAGUGAGCACAGUCUCUUUGCUUUGGACCGCUAUACAGGACAGAUAAGGACCCUUCGCUCAUUCACAGAAACAGACGAGGCCCAGCAUAAACUGCUCAUACUGGUCAAAGACAAUGGGAACGUUUCCCUCUCAGCAACAGCGACUGUGAUUGUCAAAGUUGUGGAGCCCAAAGAGGCUUUUGCAGCUCCUGAUGAUAAAAAGGCAGUAAAAGACGAGGAGGAAAACAACGUCACAUUUUAUUUGAUCAUCACUUUGGGCUCGGUUUCAGUGCUUUUCGUCAUCAGCAUCAUCGUGUUGAUUGUAAUGCAGUGCUCCAAAUCUACAGACUAUUCGUCCAAGUAUUUACAGGACGCAAAUUAUGACGGGACUCUGUGUCACAGCAUCCAGUACAGAUCUGGAGACAAACGCUACAUGUUAGUUGGACCCAGAAUGAGUAUCGGCUCUACUAUAGCACCAGGCAGUAAUAGGAAUACUCUAGUCAUACCAGAUCGCAGGAGGAGAGAUUCUGGAGAGGUAAGAAAGGCUGAUUCAUUUCAAUUACAUUCUUUGAUAUGUAAAUGA
This is a messenger RNA of Danio aesculapii, 4818 nucleotides long. RefSeq names its product protocadherin Fat 4-like. Lineage: Eukaryota; Metazoa; Chordata; Actinopteri; Cypriniformes; Danionidae. The coding region runs from base 1 to 4818 and encodes 1605 amino acids. Gene Ontology annotation, biological process: homophilic cell-cell adhesion. The record is from RefSeq and is a predicted model, not a curated record. The transcript has 2 exons. Gene Ontology annotation, cellular component: plasma membrane. Gene Ontology annotation, molecular function: calcium ion binding.